Messenger RNA from Tachysurus vachellii, 1565 nucleotides. RefSeq names its product lectin, mannose-binding 2-like a (gene lman2la). The coding region runs from base 59 to 1090 and encodes 343 amino acids. Lineage: Eukaryota; Metazoa; Chordata; Actinopteri; Siluriformes; Bagridae. Gene Ontology annotation, molecular function: D-mannose binding. The record is from RefSeq and is a predicted model, not a curated record. The transcript has 9 exons. Gene Ontology annotation, biological process: endoplasmic reticulum organization; Golgi organization; endoplasmic reticulum to Golgi vesicle-mediated transport. Gene Ontology annotation, cellular component: Golgi membrane; endoplasmic reticulum membrane; COPII-coated ER to Golgi transport vesicle.
UAGAAAUACGAUGGCCGCCGCCUUACGUUAGUGCUGAAAACACAUAGAAGGGGAGUGAAUGUGUGCGAAAAUGGCUACAAUUAUGCUUGCGCUUUGUGUGAUAUCUAUUGCUUCUUUAAGAUCUUGCUUGUCAGAUGAUGGCCAUGAAAUGGAGGAGUUUCUAAAGAGAGAAUAUUCGUUGUCGAAACCAUAUCAAGGAAUCGGUUCUUCCGGCUCUUCCCACUGGGAGCUGAUGGGUGAUGCCAUGGUAACCACUGAUCAGGUGCGCCUCACUCCAGAUAUGCAGAGCAAGCAGGGGGCAGUGUGGAGCCGCAUUCCGUGUCACUUGAAAGACUGGGAACUGCAGGUGCACUUUAAAAUCCACGGUCAUGGGAAGAAGAACCUGAACGGAGACGGUCUGGCAGUGUGGUACACAAAAGAACGCAUACAGAAAGGUCCAGUGUUUGGAAAUAAAGAUUUCUUCACAGGGUUAGGUGUGUUUGUAGAUACUUACCCUAAUGAGGAAAAACAUAUAGAGGCCCAGAAGAAACGGUACACCCCUCGCACACAGAGGAUCUUCCCGUACAUUUUAGCGAUGGUGGGGAACGGCACCAUCGGAUACGAUCAUGAGCGUGACGGCAGACCCACUGAGCUGGGUGGCUGUAACGCCAUGGUGCGCAACCUCAAACACGACACCUUCCUCUUCAUUAGAUACGUCCGCCGCAGACUUACGGUUAUGAUUGACAUUGAUGGUCAGCAUGAAUGGAGGGACUGUCUGGACAUCCCGGGUGUGCGACUUCCUCAGGGCUACUACUUCGGUGCUACGGCCAUCACCGGAGACCUCUCGGACAACCACGAUCUCAUCUCUCUGAAGCUCUACCAGCUGACGGUACUCCGGAGUAAGCUAGACGAAGACGAUGAGGAAGAGGUCACUGUUCCAAGCGUGGACAAUAUGGAGCUAAUAAGGACCUACCAGGAAGGUGAAGCAAUCAGCAGCAUUGGCAUCUUCUUCACCGUGCUCUUCUCCAUGCUGGGCCUCUUUCUUCUCAUCGUCGUCGGUCUUGUGGUUUACAGCCACUGGACCGAGAGUCGACGCAAGCGUUUCUACUGAGCGAUCCGAAGGCUGAAACUGUGACUAGAACAUGCAAAUUGGGCUCAACGGGUUCACUGGCACCAAAACACUGCCAGCAUCAGUGUGCACCAAGCGAAGGGGUUUGAUUCUGUACACAGGAAAGGCAGGACGAAAGACUCGAGCUUGAGAAUGACAUUUUAAACGGGUUUUAAACAGGAAGAGUGCAGCGAUGUAGGGAACAGGAUUCAACCCCAUACCAGCAGGGCCUUAUCUGUUCAAAAGUGUUUGUCAUUUGUGAUAAAUGCAUUUUAAAUAGCAUGUAAAUAGAAAACUGCCUUUGACUGUGUCUUUUUCACUACAAGUCUCCACUUCCAGUAUUUAUGAAACUGUUAUUCUGUUGAUGUUUUGCAUUAUAUGCCAUGCUAAGAGGGAAUAUAUUUACAUUUACUGCAUUUGGCAGACGGCUUUAUCCAGAGCAACAUACACACAUACAUACACAUAUAUGUAUAUAUAU